AUGCACUCAGAAGAGAAAAAACAACCGUCGUCAUUCUCCGUCAACCACAUCCUUCAAGCUGCUGAGAACACAAUGUCUAGUGAAAGACCACGAGAGACAGACGUCGCAAGCACGGACGAUUCCAGUGAAGAUACCAAUGUCAAGAUCUCUCUGGAAGAGAAUGACCUGUGGCGGCGAUUCAAGUCGCUGACAAACGAGAUGAUAGUCACUAAAAAUGGAAGGUGAGCAACUCCUAAAAACUUUUAAAAAGUUAUUCUGAGACAAUUUUAAUACCAUGAUUCAAUUCUCAGGCGGAUGUUUCCCGUUCUUAAAAUAAACGUCACUGGACUGGAGCCCAAAGCUAUGUACUCCUUCCUGCUCGAUUUCGUGUCCGUCGAGGGUCAUCGUUGGAAAUAUGUGAACGGAGAAUGGGUCUCGGGUGGAAAACCCGAGCCCCCGACACCAAGUUGCGUUUAUAUUCACCCUGAUUCACCAAACUUUGGCGCACAUUGGAUGAAACAACCUGUGGUCUUUUCCAAAGUAAAACUGACCAACAAACAAAAUGGCAAUGGGCAGGUACGCUUAUUAUAUUUUUCUGUGAUAUGAGUUUUAUUUUACCUUUUAGUGUCCUAGACUGAAAUGAUAUGAUCACGAACAAAGAAAAAAAGUAUCUUUUUUUUUAGUACCACUUGCGUGGAUAAAAUUCAAUAAAGUCCAGAUACCAAGUGAUUGUGUUUGAUUCGGCCUACAAAGAAAUUAACUCGUGAAGAACACACGCGAAGUUAAAUAACACACGUUUUGUCUUACAUAUUGGCAAUACAAAAACGGAGCAAUUAUUGAAUUACUAUCUUUUUCAAUUCAGAUCAUGUUGAAUUCCUUACACAAGUACGAGCCGAGAAUUCACAUUAUUCGUGUUGGUGCUCCAGAAAGCAACAGGACAGUGGUUUCGCACUCAUUUCCAGAGACGCAGUUUAUUGCCGUGACGGCUUAUCAAAACGAGGAGGUGAACUGCAUUGUACUGAAUAUUAGAUUUCGUUCCUUGGGGGUCGCUUUUUGAACAGUAUCCAAGGAAAUAUGAUAAACUAAAGAGAAUUGCUUUCUUUUUUUCUUAUUUUUGAGCAGAUCACUAGUCUAAAGAUAAAAUACAAUCCGUUCGCUAAAGCCUUUCUGGACGCAAAAGAGCGGUAAGUUGUCAUUUGUGAAAGCGGACUGUUGAAUCUUUCACUUUCUUCAACUUUCGCAAGAUUCCUAAUUUUUUUUUUCAUUUAGACAAGAACAGAAAGAGGCGUUGGAGCAAGCUGUAGAGUCGCAUUCGGCGUAUUCGCAAUGUGAGUUUGUUAUUUCACAACAAAUUGAUUUGUUAUCUUAAGAGAUGUUUGUGAAUUAUACACUUGAAACUUGGUAAAUCGAAUGUUGUGUGUUGCUUUUUGAGAGCACGUUCAAACUGUCCUACCGAUUAGAGAGUCCUUGGUCAAGUACGAUCUUGCGCUUAUGUGCGCGUAUCAGCAAAUUGUCGAAAAUUGUUUACGCUCGUGGUUUUGAGACGAGAAAUUUUUCGAGUAUUCGACACUUCAAUGUUCGAUUUAGCAUCGCACAGAGGAUGGCACUUGGUUCAAUUUUGCGCUCGCACUUCGCACCUUUUCAAUGAAGCCACGUCUCAAAUUGUUGCGCGGAGGUCCGAUUUCCCUCCACGAAACAGCGUGCAUUUUACUAGAGGAGUUCAUUGUUGCUCAAAAGAAAGCAAGAAUACGUGAGAAAUUUGUCUCGAUUCUGUUCACACAUCUUUCACGCUAUACGCCUUAUCGCGCGGAUAUUUUCACCUCCGACGUGAUUUUUGUUUUAUAACUUCUUCGUUAUUCAUUAAUUCGAUUUGUUGAUACUAAGUUUUCCUACUUCUUCUAUCUUUUCACAGACGGCUGGUUUUGUGCUGGUCCUGCACCCGUAUACCAACACCACCAUCACUCGAGGCCUUACGCACACAUUCCUUCCUCGCCAUAUGAGCGCUUAGGAAUAAGAGGGCAUCGCCCCUCUCCGUAUCCUAAUCCCUACCACAAGAGAACAGAUCUACCCACCCAAGGUAAAAAGCACCAUUUAAUUUCUUUUUCAGCCUUCAUUUUUUAUUACUUUGUGAUUCAUUCAAUACCUGCCCGCUGCUGGUAUUUCCUAAACCGGACAUACACUUGGCGCAAUGUAAAUUUUGUGUCAGUUUUGAGAGCUGACUUUGACGGGAAUUUUAUUCAAUUUUCCUGGUCGUCAAAUGUUCAGUGUCAACAGAAAUGAAAUUCAAAACCGCUUCUUAUUCUAAUUUUUUCAAUCAAAAUAUAUCCCAAGCUGAAAUAAUAUUGAAAGACAAAAAGUCGAAAAGUUUCUUUGAAAUUUGCUAGGAAGAAAGUAGGCACAUCAGGCACUAGCAGGAAAAUAAAACUCUAACCAUUCAUACGGCUUCCCUAGGAAAAUCUAAAUUUGGCAUUAUUCUGUUAUAACUUCAGGUAAUAUCCGUUUGUUACACGAAGAGACUAAAGUUAUUGAAAUUGUUUUAAAACCUUUGUAUCUUGCGCGGUUUGCGCAGCUGGGCUUUUUCAUUGUUGAGAAAAGAAUAUACUUGGACACUAUACACAAUGGGCCAAUCGACCAAAUGGCGCACAUACUGCUUCUAAACUCGUUCUUAGCCAUCAAAGGCGUUUAGGUCGAGCUAAACAAACCUCCCCGUACGUCUGCUGUUCUUGUUUAUGUUGUUUUGACCAACGACUGUCCGUUUUUGAGCGUGUUCUGGUUAACGUCCAGUUAAAUUUCAAAGCCGUUCGUUCAUCAAAAGAAAAAAUUUGCGACAUAGCACGAGAAGAGCAGAACAAAAGAUAUUAAAACCCGUCGAAAUGAGAGUUUUGUGUCUUUUAGAAGUGUAAAAUCAAGAAGGUUGGAGAUGUAACUGAAGCGUUAUUAGUCUAAAUGCGCCUCAGCAUCGCAGUAUCCAAGAUUUUCUUUCUCUUGCAAUUUCAUGAAAGUGGCAUCAAUAGCAACUUUGAAGAAGAGGUAUUAAGAGGAAUUAAGAUUUCUUUUGGCGCAAGUUGUAACCUCUGGCAACCAGCGAUAAUCAUCUAACACGGACGCGCUAAAAUGGUUUCUUUUGGGAUCCUUUCUUUCGGCACAAAAACUUUAAAAACUCUCCCAGGCCUGCAGAUUAAAAGCGUUGGAAACUAUUGACAAAAAAGCUGCGAAGAGAGAGGCGUCUAGGAGACGAAAUUUUAGUCUCACACGAUGUGAAACAUUGGGAACACAUUUCAACCGGUUGAUAAAUCAUUAAGAUUUUGAUUCGGCUUUUGUUGAUUUAGAACUAAUCUCGUCAGCCUUUCAUUUUAUUCAACUGUCGUUUUUUCUUCUUUCUUAGUAACUCAUGCACCGCAGUACUUUCCAACAGAUUCUAAUCAAUUACUUCUUCCUGGCCCAACGGCGCUCGAAAACAUUUCCAUGCCGUCUGUGUCCCUCGCACACUCGCAUCACACUCCAGCAGGCCCGCACCAGCUUCAUCCCGGCUUAAGCCCGUUCAUGAGCAAUUCGUCUUACAACACGACUUCGAGAGGGAGUCUCGAUAUGGACUUGACUCACAAGGAAAAUGAUCGAUCAAAGUGCAUUCAGGCGCCAGGGAUUUCACUUCAUCCAUCAUGGAACACACUUGGACAAGCUUGA
Pocillopora meandrina is the source of this 3663-nucleotide messenger RNA. The record is from the annotation of a GenBank genome assembly. NCBI's taxonomy places the organism in Eukaryota, Metazoa, Cnidaria, Anthozoa, Scleractinia, Pocilloporidae.